UGCACUUGAAGUUAACCCCCACUUGACAUAUAUUUCCAACAACAUUAUUUCAAUUGAAAAACAGGUUACACUUGUCAAAGUUUAUUAAUAAAAUGACAUAGGCUAAACAAAACAGAACAAACAUCCAUAAUCCCAAAAAAAAAAUGGAGACUAAGUAAGCGACUCAAAGAAAGAGAUAUACAUAUAAUAUAUAUGCCUGCAACUAUAUAUCAUGACCUAGCCUGUGAUAAUUAAGGAUCAAGGCCAUUUACGAUAAAGAUGGAGACUAAGUAAGCGACUCAAAGAAAGAGAUAUACAUAUAAUAUAUAUGCCUGCAACUAAUUAUGAUAAUCCUUUAAGUCAAAUUAAUUGUGGGUAUCACGUAGUUAUAGCUUGCGCGCCAACGUCUUGAGACCUAUAAAUACUGGUACGCUCGGUCUGUGUGCAGUCAUGGCAGGACAAUGAGAUUAUUAUUACUUUUCAAGUUUGAAGGAGAAAGCAAGAGGAAGACAUCAAUAUGGAGGUUCGUAUUGUGUCUAGCAAGUUUGUGAAACCCUCAUCUCCUACCCCACAACAUCUUAAGAAGAAGAAGCUUUCAUUCGUAGACCAGGCUGCUCCACCAGCUUAUGUCCCUCUCAUUUUCUACUAUUCCUCCCAUAAUACCUAUGACAAUUACAAAUCUAUGCUCCACAGAUUGGAGACAUCCUUAUCACAGACCUUAACUAAGUUCUAUCCCCUGGCGGGUAGACUAGAUGUUGAUCAUCUGUCGAUCAAUUGCACUGACGAAGGAGUGGAGUUUUUGGAAGCUGAAGUUAAUUUUCCCCUCUCGCAAAUCCUCCACGGACAAAUUGAUUAUACCAAGCUUAGUCAAUUUGUUCCAUGGCCAACUCCCGGCUCAUCCACGGCUCCACUGCUUGUUAUACAAAUCAACAAGUUCAGCUGCGGUGGUGUGGGCGUUGGCAUGAAUAUGACACAUGAGGUAGCUGAUGGCUUCUCAGCAACCACUUUUAUCAAAGCCUGGGCAAGCUCCUGCCAAGCAGGGACCAACUAUAUUAUUCCUGCUCCCACUUUCGAAUUGGGUAACUUAUUCCCAGCAAUAACAGAUCAUGUAAGAAUACCCAAGUAUCCAUUUGCUUUUAAAAACAAACUCGAUCUUGUCACAAGAAGGUUUGUGUUUGAAGGAACUGCAAUAUCAAAGCUUAAAGCGCAGGUAGUGUCCGGUGAUGGAGGACUCAAGGGCCAGGCAUCAAGAGUGAAGGUGGUAUCAGCACUUAUUUGGAAGGCGCUCAUGGGUGUUUCUCGAGCCAAACAUGGUUACUUGAGGCCAUCCUUAUUAGUUCAUUCAAUGAACUUGCGAGAUAAGGUAGUUAACCCAACAGUUUCACCCACUUCCUUUGGCAACAUGUACAAGUUAGCCUAUGCAAGAUUCAAGCCAGAUGAUGACCAGAAUAGAACACCAGAGCUUCAUAACUUAGUGAGUCUACAAAGAGAUGCACUAAGUUCUGCAAAAUCAAUUCCUGGCGAGGAGCUGUUCUCAGCGAUUACAAGUCCAGUUGAAGAAAUUAUAGAAGAGAAGGCCUUGCAGGAAAUAGAUGCAUACAGGAUUACUAGCUUAUGUGGGUUUCCUCAGUAUGGAAUAGAUUUUGGAUGGGGAAAGCCUGUCUGGGUAGGAGGUACGCAAAUCAGCGUUGAAUUACUGGUUGUUUUGAUGAAUAACGCUAGUGGAGAUGGAGUUGAAGUAGAGGUGAGCUUAGAUGAAGAAGACAUGCUUCAUUUUCAAAAAGAUCCAGACAUCAUUGCCUUCACUAAUUCAUCACCUAUUUUGUAUUAAUUUCACUUGGAACUAAUGGUUGCCUGAAGCUUUACUAUAUGUCAUUACUCUCUGUUGUAAUAAAGAACUCUCCGAGUUUAUACAA
Molecule: messenger RNA, 1895 nt
Organism: Carica papaya (papaya)
Lineage: Eukaryota; Viridiplantae; Streptophyta; Magnoliopsida; Brassicales; Caricaceae
Product: akuammiline synthase 1-like
Source: RefSeq, a predicted model, not a curated record